Molecule: messenger RNA, 3405 nt
Organism: Zymoseptoria tritici IPO323
Lineage: Eukaryota; Fungi; Ascomycota; Dothideomycetes; Mycosphaerellales; Mycosphaerellaceae
Gene: CHS4
Product: chitin synthase, class IV
Exons: 3
Coding region: 1-3405 (1134 amino acids)
Cellular component (GO): cell septum; cell periphery
Molecular function (GO): chitin synthase activity
Source: RefSeq, a predicted model, not a curated record
AUGGACAACAGCGGUGAUCUAUCACGAAAGAAGAGCAUGAUCAGACCAGAGAGGCGACGCAACGAUCGGGAUGACCCAAAUUACUACUACCGCAAACAUGCCCAGAACAUGAACGUCAUGCCUUCGACGACAGGCGUCGAUCCGCAGAUGGAGGAUGAUUUGGUGACACUGAGCUCGAACUCGGCUCUCACGAGACAUGAUGGGUUGGAUGCUAUACCCUUGCAAGAGAAGCACCCUGAUCGAAGCGGUAGCAGAAAAGUCGUAAACAAGCUCCAUCGCCAUGCAUCGAAGAAAGAGCGUGAGAAGGUGGAAAAAGACAUUCAACGACAGAAGAUGAAGGAAGAGGCCGGCGCGUUGACGCCCUGGGGUGCGUACUGCCAUGCGAUUACAUUCUGGGCUCCCAAUUUCAUGCUGUCUCUCUUUGGCAAGAAGUUCACAGAGCAGCAGCGUGCUUGGCGAGAGAAGAUUGGACUCGUUUCCAUCAUUCUGCUCGUCAUGGCGUUUGUCGGUUUCUUGACGUUUGGUUUCACCGAAGCAGUCUGUCCUCAGGGUGGCCCAUUGAGACUACGAAUCAACAAAGUUGGACCGGGAUACAUGAUUUUCCACGGCAAAGCCUACGAUUUGACACGCUCUCAGCAUCCGCUGGCCAGAGGUGUCCCUGGAGGGAGCAACGUUUUAUUCGACGCAGAUCCACCAGGCAAGGGCAGGGACGGGAGCUUCAUGUUCCAGAACGUCAACGGACAUUGCAAAGGCUUGAUCACAGCCGCCCCUGGCUCAGAUGUUCCCACUGACAACGACGGUAACCUUGCUUGGUAUUUCCCAUGCAACCCGUUCAACCAGGACGGAUCCGACAACAAGGAGCCAAAUACGACAAUCCCGUACUACUUGGGCUACGCUUGCCACACUGUCAAGCCUGCGAGAACGGCAUUCUACAACCUCAGGUCUUCUGGCGAUGUCUACUUCACCUGGGACGAUGUUCGCAACACUUCUCGCAACUUGAUGGUGUACUCUGGAGACGUGCUUGAUCUCGAUCUACUGAACUGGUUCAACUCCUCUCAAGUUUCCAUUCCGGACAAGUUCACUCAAAUCAAAGAAAAUGCUGCUAUUCGCGGCAAGGAUGUUACUCAGGCCUUUGGCUCCGGACAGAACAAGCAAAUUGCCCAGUGCUUCCAGGAGAUCAUCAAAGUCGGCUCGAUCGAUACAGAGACCAUCGGCUGCAUUGCUUCCAAAGUGGUGCUCUACGUCUCCCUCAUCUUCAUCAUGUCCAUCGUGGUCAUCAAGUUCGUUCUUGCUCUGGCUUUCCAGUGGGUUCUGAGUCGCAAGUACGCACCCAAGAAGACGAGCAUGACCAGCGACAAGAAGAAGCGCGCACAGCAAAUCGAAGAGUGGACAGACGACAUCUACCGCGCGCCCCCGAAGAUCACCGAUCCCGCUUCGAACAGCGGAGGCAGCGACCGAACAGCGAAGCGCAGCAGUUUCCUUCCCACGACCUCGCGUUUCACCAGCCCGUACGCGGUCGAGAGAAGCACGAACAAGAAGAGCUUGCCACCAACCACCAUGAUCUCGCAACAGUCAUCAAAUCGUCUGAUGUCGUCGAACUACGGCCCCACAAAUCGCUCGGACACGGCACUAGACUCGGACAGCCGCGCAAGUCUGAUGGAAUCGCACCAAUUUGGCACGCAGCGCUAUAGCAGCGUCAUGCAUCCCGAGACCGAUAUGAGCGGACCUCAGGGCUUCAUUCACGAGUCUGUCGUACCUCAGCCUCCGCCAGAGUGGCAGCCCUUCGGCUUUCCGCUGGCGCAUACAAUCUGUCUGGUCACUGCGUACUCCGAAGGACCAGAGGGUCUCCGCACCACGCUCGACUCCGUUGCCAUGACCGACUAUCCGAACAGCCACAAAAUCAUCUACAUCGUCUGCGACGGUCUGAUCAAAGGCAAAGGAGAGUCGAUGUCUACUCCCGACGCUUGCAUAAGCAUGAUGAAGGAUCACUCCGUACUUCCAAACGAGGUUCAGGCAUUCUCUUACGUUGCCGUCGCUAGCGGGAGCAAGCGACACAACAUGGCCAAAGUCUACUGUGGUUUCUAUGAUUACGGCGCGGACAGCGUCAUUCCUCUAGAGCGUCAACAACGUGUUCCGAUGGUUGUGGUGGUAAAAUGCGGCACUCCUGACGAGGCUGCAACUUCGAAGCCCGGCAACAGAGGCAAGCGUGACUCGCAGAUCAUCCUGAUGUCCUUCCUCCAGAAAGUCAUGUUCGAUGAGCGCAUGACUGAGCUGGAGUACGAGAUGUUCAACGGUAUCUGGAAGCUCACUGGCAUAUCUCCGGACUUUUACGAGAUCGUGCUCAUGGUGGACGCCGACACCAAGGUCUUCCCCGACUCUCUCACUCACAUGGUCUCUGCCAUGGUCAAAGAUCCCGAGAUUAUGGGUCUCUGUGGUGAGACGAAGAUUGCGAACAAGACCCAAUCCUGGGUGUCCAUGAUCCAGGUGUUCGAAUACUUCAUCUCCCACCACCAGGCCAAGGCAUUUGAGAGUGUCUUUGGUGGUGUUACCUGUCUGCCAGGUUGUUUCUGCAUGUACCGCAUCAAGACGCCCAAGGGAGGACAGAACUACUGGGUACCGAUCCUGGCCAAUCCGGAUAUCGUGGAGCACUACUCAGAGAACAUUGUUAACACGCUUCAUAAGAAGAACUUGCUGCUGUUGGGCGAAGAUCGAUACCUCAGUUCUCUGAUGUUGAAGACUUUCCCGAAGCGCAAGCAGAUGUUCAUCCCGCAAGCAGUGUGCAAAACCACCGUGCCGGACACGUUCAAUGUUCUGCUGUCCCAGCGUCGCAGAUGGAUCAACUCGACCGUGCACAAUUUGAUGGAGCUGGUCCUCGUCCGCGAUCUCUGUGGUACCUUCUGCUUCAGUAUGCAGUUCGUGCUCUUCAUCGAGUUGGUCGGAACAAUGGUGCUUCCAGCUGCCAUCGCUUUCACCGUCUACGUCCUACUGAAUACCGCCGCGCCGACCAUCCCACUCGUUCUGCUUGCCCUGAUUCUCGGUCUGCCCGGAGUGUUGAUUAUCAUCACCGCACACAGUCUCACCUAUGUCCUGUGGAUGUUGAUCUACCUGCUCUCGCUCCCAAUCUGGAACUUCGUCCUGCCAGUGUACGCCUUCUGGCACUUUGAUGAUUUCUCCUGGGGAGACACGCGUCAAGCUGCCGGUGACAUCAAGGGCUCGGACAAGAAUGGCCACGGGGCUCAAGGUGAAUUUGACUCCAGUAAAAUCACCAUGAAGCGAUGGGGCGACUUUGAACAGGAGCGCAGACUUCGGGCUCCACAAUGGAACAACUCGGGGCACUCGUUACUGGGACCGAUCAGCUCUCGCAAACAAAGCCUCGAAAUGAGCACUCGACUCAUCACCAAGUGA